AUGUCGAACUUACAACCCCCAAAGCCACCACGAUCUUUCAAGUUUGUUGGUGGCCCGAGCAGGAAGCGGCGGAAACCAAAUUCCUUCGCUCCAAAGCCCCCUCAAAGAGUGGCGAGCAUCACCGACACCUCUCGAAAUCCCAACAGCAAACCUGGUGACGACAAGAACUCGGGCGAUGAGAAGCGAUCGCAGUGCGGCGCAUCUUUGCACCCGCCAUCGCAAUCGCCGCCACAACCUAAGCCUACGGCUGACCAUGAGGGGGGACACAGUGAAACCAUGAUUCCCAGUUCAUCUCAGGCGCCAACAAGUAUGUCUAUAUUGGACUCAAGCCUUCCUUGGCCGGUAGAAGCGACAGAUAAUGAUGGUAAUCUUCUUUGGGACUCGGGAAAUCAACACAUCGAACAUUAUUUCGAUUCAAUGGACCCCUCGUUUCUACUGAUGCCAUUCCUCGAUAACUUCGACGAUCUUGCCAGCUCCGAAGACUUAACUACGACCCCUAGUAACUCCGAUACUGGGAACUCGGAAAAUAAUGACUCGACGAAAUGCGGAACACAUAAUACGAUGGAUAAUACAACGAUAGUGGCUGGGUCAAAUAUCGUGCCCAAGUUUAAUGCAUUUUCUUCAACCAUCGGGGAUACUUUCUUAUCUGGAAAUGGGCUUAAUGAAUUACUGGCACAGUAUGAUCAAGAGUUUUGUAUAUGGCCGUUAACUUCAGAUUUCGAGGCCAAUCCCUUUCGAUGCGGUGCAACUGCAAGGCAAGAUUCGCAGUUACUGCUUCACUCAAUACUUGCAUUGUCAUAUCGACACAUUAACCGAGUAACCGGGACCUGUUCGAAAGAGGCCAAGGAACACAAGGCCUUGGCGCUAAAACUAUUGAAUGAGACGCAAAGCGAGGCGGACGUGUUGAAAAUCGAUACCGAUAUGCUUGAUGCUAUCCUUGUACUAUUUACUCUUGAUUGUGCAACUUCGGCGUACGGGUCAUGGACGUCACAGCUCCGCUCUGCACACCGUGUACUCGUCGGAAUAGAGGAGAAUGGUAAGCCAAGAACACGACGGAUACAAGCUCAGAUAGCCAUGUUGGUUUGGUGGGACGUUACGCUGGCUUUGACAGUGAGGAAGGGUUGCGUACUGCCGCAAACAUACCACUCUGAUCUUCGAAACUACAACCCUGACGGUAAAGAGACGUUUUAUAGCGUCUCCGGAUGUCCGGAGGAGCUAUUUCGAUAUAUGAUGCGAAUCGGUCAAUAUGCCAGAGAAGUUGAGCUCGUCGCAACAAUGACGUGUGUAACUUUUGACAAUGGCCCGAUUCUUGCGGUCGAGGAAAGUAUUCGGAAUUGGAAUGCUCGAGAAUAUUCACAGUACUCCUACGAUGAUGCCACGCUCUGGACUACGGACACACCAUCCACAGACGGCCGCGAUCUAGAGGAAAUAGUAAAUUAUCGCCAAGACCUUCAUCACUGCGCCGAGGCCUGGAGGUACACUUUGCUUCUGUAUAUUCAAAGGGUUUUCAAGUGGGACAGAAAAUCACAGCCCCCUUCCCUUCUUGCACUUCUCGGGCGUAGGAUCCUCAAUCAUGUUGCAUCCUGCAGGAGGAGUACACUACUACAGAAACAGCUCCUGCUUCCUGUUUUCUUCGCUGGGUGUGAGACCAAAGAUCCAGAUUUGCAACGAAUUGUGAAGGAGUAUUGCGAAUGGUGGAGCGCACAAACUCGAUACGAUAUGUUUCUGACCGCUUCGGCUCUGCUUGAAGAGAUAUGGAGCAAAAGCAGUCCACUCGACUGGUGGGGCUCUGUAGUAGAUGAGAAGAGCCAGCCAAACGUGAAUGGAGACUCACGUCAAUAUUUAUUUGGAUGA
Colletotrichum truncatum is the source of this 1854-nucleotide messenger RNA. The record is from RefSeq and is a predicted model, not a curated record. Lineage: Eukaryota; Fungi; Ascomycota; Sordariomycetes; Glomerellales; Glomerellaceae.